AUUCCUGGGGUUAGAGAGGAGCCAGAUCAGACAAGAUCUUGCCACAUUAGCAGCUGUAACCUGCAGGCUUCCGGCAGUUUCCAGCCGACACCUCCCACUGUGUGCAGACUCAACACCGGCGAGGCAGGGCAAAGCGUGUCCUUGCGAUCUGGUAUAAAACCUCUCCCAAGAGCCGGGCUCCUGGUUUUCUCCUUCGUCCUCAGGCCCUUGAAAGGACAUGGCUACCAUGGUGGAGCUGAGGGGCGGAGGGCUCCCUGGGACUCUCGCAGGGACACGCGAGCACAUGCAAGCCGUGACUAGGAAUUAUCUCACCCACCCAAGGCUGACCUACAAGACCGUGUGUGGUGUGAACGGGCCGCUGGUGGUACUGGACAAUGUGAAGUUUGCCCAGUUUGCCGAGAUCGUCAACUUCACCCUCCCCAAUGGAACACACAGGAGCGGGCAGGUCUUGGAAGUCGUGGGCUCCAAAGCCAUCGUCCAGGUGUUUGAAGGCACAUCUGGGAUCGAUGCGAAGAAGACCUCGUGCGAGUUCACCGGGGACAUUCUGCGCACACCUGUUUCGGAGGAUAUGCUCGGGCGGGUUUUCAACGGUUCUGCUAAACCCAUUGACAAAGGGCCAACUGUUAUGGCAGAAGACUUCUUGGACAUCAAUGGCCAGCCCAUCAACCCCCACGGGCGCAUUUAUCCUGAGGAGAUGAUCCAGACAGGGAUUUCACCCAUCGAUGUUAUGAACAGCAUCGCCAGGGGACAGAAGAUCCCCAUCUUCUCAGCUGCCGGCCUCCCUCACAAUGAGAUUGCUGCUCAGAUCUGCAGGCAAGCCGGGCUGGUGAAGAAGUCCAAAGGCGUCAUGGACUAUCACGAGGACAACUUUGCCAUCGUCUUUGCUGCUAUGGGGGUGAACAUGGAGACAGCCCGUUUCUUCAAAUCCGACUUCGAGGAGAAUGGCUCCAUGGAGAACGUGUGUCUCUUCCUCAACCUCGCCAAUGACCCCACAAUCGAACGCAUCAUCACGCCCCGCUUGGCCUUGACUACGGCAGAGUUCCUGGCCUAUCAAUGUGAGAAACACGUCCUCGUGAUCUUGACGGACAUGAGCUCAUACGCAGAGGCCCUGCGCGAGGUCUCAGCUGCCAGAGAGGAGGUCCCCGGCCGGAGGGGAUUCCCGGGCUACAUGUACACCGACCUGGCCACCAUCUACGAGCGCGCCGGACGUGUGGAAGGCAGAAAUGGCUCCAUCACGCAGAUCCCCAUUCUGACCAUGCCCAAUGAUGACAUCACUCACCCGAUUCCUGACUUGACCGGCUUCAUCACAGAGGGGCAAAUUUAUGUGGACCGUCAGCUCCACAACAGACAGAUCUAUCCACCCAUAAAUGUCCUGCCUUCACUUUCCCGGCUGAUGAAGUCAGCUAUUGGAGAAGGAAUGACCCGGAAGGACCACGGAGAUGUCUCCAACCAACUGUAUGCCUGCUACGCCAUCGGCAAGGACGUCCAGGCCAUGAAGGCUGUGGUGGGGGAGGAGGCUCUGUCGGCGGAUGAUCUCUUGUACUUGGAGUUCCUGCAGAAGUUUGAGAAGCAGUUCAUUGCGCAAGGGGCUUACGAGAACAGGACGAUCUUUGAGUCGCUGGACAUCGGCUGGCAGCUGCUCCGCAUCUUCCCCAAAGAGCUCUUGAAGCGGAUCCCGGAGAGCAUCUUGUCUGAAUACUACCCCCGGGAGGCCAAAGGGAUGGGGCAGGAGCGCUCAAACACUGCCCUGUGAAAGCCCCGCGGCUGUCCUGCAGGCCGUGAGCAGAAGACGGGAGACACGGCCUCCAAGGACGAUCGCAUCUGUGCCAGCAGAGAGUAGCUGCAGCCUUCGCCCCCCCACUCGCCUUGCUGCACAGCUCUCUCCAGAACCGCCUGGCCUCUGUCACAUUGCAAUUAAAGAGUCUCUGGUGCAUUAUAAUCCAAUAAAACUGACAUUGCUACCACGGGGAGCUUCUCCCAGAA
Messenger RNA from Heteronotia binoei (common prickly gecko), 1983 nucleotides. RefSeq names its product ATPase H+ transporting V1 subunit B1 (gene ATP6V1B1). The transcript has 14 exons. Gene Ontology annotation, cellular component: proton-transporting V-type ATPase, V1 domain. The coding region runs from base 218 to 1753 and encodes 511 amino acids. Gene Ontology annotation, biological process: proton transmembrane transport; ATP metabolic process. Gene Ontology annotation, molecular function: ATP binding; proton-transporting ATPase activity, rotational mechanism. Lineage: Eukaryota; Metazoa; Chordata; Lepidosauria; Squamata; Gekkonidae. The record is from RefSeq and is a predicted model, not a curated record.